Uranotaenia lowii is the source of this 711-nucleotide messenger RNA. RefSeq names its product 40S ribosomal protein S25 (gene RpS25). Gene Ontology annotation, cellular component: cytosolic small ribosomal subunit. Lineage: Eukaryota; Metazoa; Arthropoda; Insecta; Diptera; Culicidae. Gene Ontology annotation, molecular function: structural constituent of ribosome. The transcript has 3 exons. Bases 122 to 481 code for a protein of 119 amino acids. The record is from RefSeq and is a predicted model, not a curated record.
UGAUAUUAAUAAAUUGGCAGCUCUAUCAAUUCUCAGAUCGUCCGCUGUCAAAGUUUGCGUUUCCCCGUUUCCUGUUUUCGCCUUAUGACGGCUGCCGUUCUUUCCGAAUAGUUUUGCCAAUAUGCCUCCAAAAAAGGACACCAAGUCGUCGGCAAAGCAGCCGCAAAAGACGCAGAAGAAGAAGGAGGGAUCCGGAGGCGGUAAGGCCAAGAAGAAGAAGUGGUCCAAGGGAAAGGUUCGCGAUAAGCUGAACAACCAGGUCCUAUUCGAUAAGGCCACCUACGAAAAACUGUACAAAGAAGUGCCCGCCUACAAGUUGAUCACCCCUUCAGUUGUUUCCGAACGUCUGAAGAUCCGAGGAUCCCUGGCCAAGCGAGGACUGCGAGAGUUGUGCGUGAAGGGUCUGAUCAAACAGGUCGUUCACCAUCAUGCCCAGGUUAUCUACACCCGCACGACCAAGGGAGAUGAUCCAGUUGCGUAAAUUUCGUUGCUUCUAGAUAUGUCUUCGGGUGUAUUGGGACUGUCGUUAUUAUUCGUGCGUGUAAGGGAAUGGGAAGAACAGCGUUUUAUUUCUCGGAGGUUAUGUACCAAGUAUAUUGGCGCCCGUUGACAUCUGUGUUCCUGAAAUAUAUUUUCCGCGGAAACCGGGCUGAUAGUAUGCGAAAAUCCAUGGAGUAAAUGAGAAAAUAUACUUAAAAAUAAGUAAACGUA